CAGGAAAAGGAAACUUCAGAGAAACCGAAACUACUGGGGAAAGAGAAGACCCACUGAGCACCAUCCAGCUGUCCAGACCACAGCUCGCUCCAUCCCGGCACCAUGAACCACACUUUCCAGACCUCUGUCAGUGGCGUCCACACUGGUGUCCCCCCAACCUAUGAGAUGAUCAAGGAGGAGCAUGAGGUGUCCGUGCUGGGGGCACCCCGGAGCUCAGGUCCCGUGACGACCACCGUGAUCAACAUCCGCAGUGACACCUCCGUGCCCGACCACAUCGUCUGGUCCCUGUUCAAUAGCAUCUUCAUGAACUGGUGCUGCCUGGGCUUCGUGGCUUUCGCCUACUCUGUGAAGUCUAGGGACCGGAAGAUGGUGGGCGACGUGACUGGGGCCCAGAGCUAUGCGUCCACCGCCAAGUGCCUGAACAUCUGGGCCCUGGUCUUGGGCCUCUUUCUGAGCAUCGGAUUCAUCGUGGGGGUUGUCUGCCUGAUAAUUUUCAUGGGACAAUAAAGGGCCUGCAGGAGGGCAGAGGCUACUUCUACCUGCCCAUUGCCCCGGCCCCGUCCCCACCAUAGCCUGCUGGCCCAGCAUCCUGGGGCUUUGGCCCUGCCUCCCUGCCCAUACCCUUUUAUACAGCAGUUUGUGCAGACACACCUGUCUACACCUGGAUUCAAUAAAGUGCAGUUGCCUGUGA
Messenger RNA from Equus caballus (horse), 691 nucleotides. Its product is annotated as interferon-induced transmembrane protein 3. Gene Ontology annotation, biological process: negative regulation of viral genome replication; type I interferon-mediated signaling pathway; response to interferon-alpha. Lineage: Eukaryota; Metazoa; Chordata; Mammalia; Perissodactyla; Equidae. The record is from RefSeq and is a predicted model, not a curated record. Gene Ontology annotation, cellular component: plasma membrane.